Molecule: messenger RNA, 2859 nt
Organism: Dunckerocampus dactyliophorus (ringed pipefish)
Lineage: Eukaryota; Metazoa; Chordata; Actinopteri; Syngnathiformes; Syngnathidae
Gene: vps4a
Product: vacuolar protein sorting 4 homolog A
Exons: 11
Coding region: 200-1510 (436 amino acids)
Biological process (GO): endosomal transport; vacuole organization
Molecular function (GO): ATP hydrolysis activity; ATP binding
Source: RefSeq, a predicted model, not a curated record
UGUACGCUGCGCGUUUGUUUUCCGGCCAAGGGGCUGUCAACCUUGCUAGCUAACAACACGGGAUUAGCCUUGUUUUGUCAUGUCGAUAUCAAGACAUAUGUUGACAACACGGCACAGUUUACCUUUAUUUCGUCACACAGCCACAGCAGGGCGGCGUUGAAGAAAUAUAUCUGGGCGGGGCGCAGAAGUGUGAGAUGAAAUGACAACGUCAACAUUGCAGAAAGCGAUCGAUCUUGUGACCAAAGCCACAGAAGAAGAUAAAGCUAAGAAUUAUGAGGAGGCGUUGCGUCUUUACCAACAUGCUGUGGAGUAUUUUCUACAUGCCAUUAAAUAUGAGGCCCACAGCGACAAGGCCAAGGAAAGCAUUCGAGCAAAGUGCAUGCAGUAUUUGGACAGAGCGGAGAAGCUGAAGGACUACCUGAAGAACAAGGACAAACAAGGCAAGAAACCUGUGAAGGAGUCGCAGAACAAUGACAAGAGCGACAGUGACAGCGAGGGUGAAAACCCUGAGAGGAAGAAGCUGCAAGAGCAACUUAUGGGUGCUAUUGUAAUGGAGAAGCCCAAUGUGAGGUGGAAUGAUGUGGCUGGACUCGAGGGAGCCAAGGAAGCUCUAAAGGAAGCCGUCAUCCUUCCCAUCAAAUUUCCUCACCUCUUUACAGGUAAGCGGACGCCGUGGCGAGGCAUCCUGCUGUUUGGGCCACCAGGGACGGGGAAGUCAUACUUGGCAAAGGCUGUGGCGACAGAGGCCAACAACUCUACCUUCUUCUCCGUCUCCUCCUCAGAUCUCAUGUCAAAGUGGUUGGGCGAGAGUGAAAAGCUUGUCAAGAAUCUAUUUGACCUGGCCCGCCAACACAAACCUUCCAUCAUAUUUAUCGAUGAGGUGGACUCGCUAUGCGGCUCCCGGAACGAGAAUGAGAGCGAAGCAGCUCGUCGGAUCAAGACAGAGUUUUUGGUCCAAAUGCAAGGUGUGGGAAACAACAACGAUGGCAUUUUGGUUCUGGGGGCCACCAACAUUCCCUGGGUGCUCGACGCUGCCAUCCGGAGAAGAUUUGAGAAGCGUAUCUACAUCCCGCUGCCGGAGGAGCCGGCUAGGGCACAGAUGUUCCGCUUGCAUCUGGGCAACACGCCUCACAGCCUGAGCGACUCGGACCUGCGGCAACUUGCCCACAAGACAGACGGCUACUCCGGCGCUGACAUCAGCAUCAUCGUGCGGGACGCCCUCAUGCAGCCUGUUCGGAAGGUCCAGUCGGCAACACACUUUAAAAAGGUUCGUGGGCCGUCCCGCAGCAACAACCAGGUCAUGGUGGAUGACCUAUUGACUCCUUGUUCCCCUGGUGACCCCACUGCCAUAGAGAUGACCUGGAUGGAUGUGCCUAGUGAUAAGCUACUAGAGCCAAUAGUCUGCAUGUCAGACAUGCUGCGUUCUGCGUCCACCACCCGUCCAACAGUCAACACUGAAGACCUGCUCAAGGUCAAGAAAUUCACAGAGGACUUUGGGAUGGAGGGCUGAGGGCAAGGUGACCGUUUUCUCCCUUUCGCUCCAGACCUUCAAUAACACCUUUGCCCCCGCCCCCACACACACACACGGUACCAUCUCCUCUUUUGGGUUUCAUGGUGGAUCUCACAUUAAAAGACUGUGUUUCUCCUAUUUAAUUCUCCACUCUGCUAGUUUGGACUUCUUGCAGAGAUCUGACUGAAUGCUACAAUAGAAAACUUUGUUGUGACUCGACCCUACCUUAGACCAUUAACUGCAAAAACGCCUCAUUGAACUCGGGGUGACACAGUGUGAGUGCACAGAGGAUAUUCCACACGGAGAUCUUUCUCUUGGCUGAAGGAUGACAUUAGGUGGUCAUGGUACCCUUUGCUUUGCUUUCAAGGAAGAAGAACCACAACCAUCUCCUGCCGGCCUCGCAAGUACACUAUUAAGUGUUUUUAUUCAUGAGUCAUUGCUGCCUCGACCGCCAUGUGUUUGUCUCGGGGUGGGCCACACUACACAUUUCGCUAUCAAUCCGAUACCAAGUUCUGAUACCGAAACAUUUCACUUGAAAUUUUUCAGGAUCAUUGAAUGAUUUUGGUGAAUUUACCUUUUAUUUGUUGAUCAUGAUUAUAGUCGGAAUAAAACACAUUUUAGGAAAACAAAGCAAAUGCAGUCAUCCCUCCUCCACUCCAUGGUUAGAAUUUCUCGGCCUCACUCUCAUGGUUUUUCAAAAAUAAAUUAAUAAAUCAUGCUGUGUUGUGGUAGAAUACGGCCAAUUAGUACUCAUAAAAUACGCAUAUUUAAGAAAUGAUUUUUAAAAAUUUGCCUAAUUAAGCCUUUUCAAACAUAAAAAUGACUAAAUCAACUAAAAUACAAAAAAAGGCAUCCAGAAGGUGAAUUCAAAGAGGUUGUAGAUGAUAUGUAGUAUUCUACAUUGGUCACUAGGUGUCAGUAAUGCUAAUUUAAUGUUUAGCAAGACACAAGCGUCAGACUUGAUCAGUGGAACAACAGGCUUUUAUUGUAGCAUUGAAUCUCACAACAGACACAAUAAUCUGGAAGAAAAUCCCCAAUAAAAACAUCCUGUCCGCCCCUCAAUCAUAUCCCUAGGAACACAUUUAUACCGACACACAUGAACAUCAGUCUUAAGUGUAUUAUUGUCUCUUAUUAUGUCUACUAUAUUGGGGAAAAAGGAGUGUAAAGGAUGUUAGUUCAUGUCCAGAGGGCUCUAAUAAUGGUAAACGGAUUUAGAUGGUGGUUUUCUAAUUCUACUUGACGGAGUCGGAUCUAAACGAGGGAUUACUGUAUUUGUAUUUGUAAGCAAUUGAACAAUGCAUAAAUAAAACAAUAUAAGACGAUGUAACAAUAUCAACAAAAGAAGACAA